AUGGACUGGCACUCCUGGCUCGCCAAGUCCAGCCUUGAGCCAUCGCUGGCUUACGAGUAUGGCCUCCUGUUCAUGGACAACGAGCUGGAGGAGGAGGAUAUAGCCUACUUCGGCCAUGACUUCCUCCGGAGCAUGGGCAUAUCCGUGGCGAAGCACAGGUUGGAGAUCCUGAAACUAGCCAAGAACGACGGCAGGGCGACGCCGGUCCCUGUCGCCAAGCUCGCUGCCGUAAUCAGCAAGUCCAAGAACUGCCUCACGAGGUAUGUCCGCGCGAUGGGCUGCACUAACGGUCCCGCGAUCUUGGUCGUGGCCAACGCCACGUACGGCGACCGCUGGAGCGGGGCCGCGAUGAGGAGGAAGGCGAAGCUGGCGCUACUGAAGCAGGGCAGGCUGAUGAUCGCCGACCGCGGCAUGAGCGUCGCCGCCGAUCUGCCGUCUCGAUCCCACAGCGCUAGCCCGAUGGUUCGCGGCUGUCAUGGCAACAGCAACGCCGCUGCUGAUGACGGCUACCGGGGGCCUGCAGUCGGAGCCAUGAGGUGGGACUCCAUGUUCGACAACUUGAAGCCCACAUGA
Messenger RNA from Musa acuminata AAA Group (dessert banana), 573 nucleotides. RefSeq lists its product as uncharacterized. The transcript has a single exon. The record is from RefSeq and is a predicted model, not a curated record. Lineage: Eukaryota; Viridiplantae; Streptophyta; Magnoliopsida; Zingiberales; Musaceae. Bases 1 to 573 code for a protein of 190 amino acids. Gene Ontology annotation, molecular function: protein binding.